Rotaria sordida is the source of this 462-nucleotide messenger RNA. Lineage: Eukaryota; Metazoa; Rotifera; Eurotatoria; Philodinida; Philodinidae. The record is from the annotation of a GenBank genome assembly.
AUGACUGAUGCAGAAGAGAGCAACGAUGAUAUGACCAAUGAAGAAGACACUGACGAUGAAAUGGAUGAUUAUGAUGAGACUGAUCAUUCUGAUUUAAAAAAUCGUUUUACAUUAGAAGAAAUGGAAAAUAUAAUCGAAUGGGUUGACGAACAUCCGAAUGCCAGAUUUGCAACUAUUUCUAAUCGAUUUAGAAAGAUCAAAUUCAUGAAUUAUAUUACAAAAUUUAGAGAAUAUAUCGAAAACGACGGCACAAGAUUAGAAAAAUUAAAACAAAUUAAAGCAUUUAUAUUUGACGAAUUUUAUCUGAAAAGAACCAUUGAAAAGGAAGCCCUUCAUGAUACUGAUCUUGAACUGCAAGUAAAUCGUUUAUCAAUACUUUUAAAAGAGAAAACAGAAUAUCAUCCAGAAGAUAUAACAAAAUUAUUACCCGAACCAAAUCAAACAAAAAACUUUGCAGUUUAA